CACCAUCCCAUUCCCACCCACACCAACCUGUGUAGACCCGUUCGAAAACGCUCCCAAAAAAAAGAAAGAAAGAAAGACCCCACAAGUUCCCAUCGCGCUGCCGGCGCCGCCACCGCACUAGCCGUUGCCGCUCCCCUUCCCUUCCGUUUCCCCUUCCCAAGGAGCCCGUCCUCGCACGCGCGCGGCGAAGAGGAGGCGGAUCCGGAGGCGCGGCCGCGAAGGUGACCAGAGAUGGCGUCGCGGACGGCGUCCAAGGACAUCAUCACGCUGCGGGGCUCCGCCGCCAUCGUCAGCGAGUUCUUCGGCUACGCGGCCAAUAGCAUCCUGUACAACCGCGCGGUGUACCCGGAGGAGAGCUUCACCAAGGUGAAGAAGUACGGGCUCACCAUGCUGCUCACGCAGGACGAGGGGGUGAAGACCUUCAUCGCCAGCCUAACCUCCCAGCUCUCAGAGUGGCUGGAGGCCGGGAAGCUGCAGCGGAUUGUGCUGGUGAUCAUGAGCAAGGCCACCAACGAGGUUCUCGAGCGCUGGAACUUCAACAUAGUGACCGACGCCGAGGUCGUCGAGAAGGGGGCGAUCAAGGAGAAAAGCGACAAGGAGAUCAUGCGGGAGAUCCAGGCCAUCAUGCGCCAGAUCGCGUCCUGCAUCACCUACCUCCCCUGCCUCGACGAGCCAUGCGUGUUCGACGUGCUGGCCUACACGGACACGGAUGUCGACGCCCCCGGCACCUGGGUCGAGAGCGACGCCAAGCUCAUCAGCAACCCACAGAUGGUUAAGCUGCACUCGUUCGACACCAAGAUUCAUAAGGUGGACUCGCUGGUCUCGUACAAGAAAGACGAGUGGGACGAGGAAGAAUGAAAAGUUUAGGAGCACGAUGCGUGGCGCGUGCUGGCGUGAAGACUGGCUUGGCGUGAAGGUUGUGUGAAUCUUUCAUUCACGUCUAGGCGCUGCGUUGGGAUGAAAGAAUGUAAAUGCCAUUCUUGCGUAUUCCCUGAAAUCUCUGAACCUCUGGAAACAAUGUAAUUCUGGGGAUGAAACUUCCCUCUAGCGAAUGACCAUGUGUUAUCUUCCAUAUGCUGUUUUACUUACAUCACUCGUCGCUAACAAGCACUGGUGAGGUAGUCAACUGAGAAAACAAGAACAUUGUAGCUGGAUCCAGGUCCUGAUGAACCGUA
Messenger RNA from Panicum virgatum (switchgrass), 1175 nucleotides. RefSeq names its product mitotic spindle checkpoint protein MAD2. The record is from RefSeq and is a predicted model, not a curated record. Gene Ontology annotation, biological process: mitotic spindle assembly checkpoint signaling. Lineage: Eukaryota; Viridiplantae; Streptophyta; Magnoliopsida; Poales; Poaceae. Bases 232 to 858 code for a protein of 208 amino acids. Gene Ontology annotation, cellular component: cytoplasm; kinetochore; nucleoplasm. The transcript is spliced from 8 exons.